AUGAGUCUGUUUGAUUUACCACGGAGACGCUUCAAAAAUCAGUUUUACAUAUUUGUCUCAUAUGAAUCGCAAUACCACAGUGGUGAUAUCCUAAAGCAAAGAUCUGUUUGGACUAAAAAAUAUUUCAUUCCAGAUAAUUUCUUUAAUGCAACAAUGUCUUAUAGGAAGGAUUCAGAUAUAACUGCUGCCAGCGGUGUCCUUUCAAGGCUUACCGACGAUGAGUUGCAGAAUCGUACUUCUGAUCAUGAAGAGAUUGUUAGAAGUAUAUUUCAACGACCAAAAUCUUUACUCCAAUUUGUAUCCCACUGUGAAACCAUGUCUCGCAGAGAAAUUUACAUAAAUGAACUUAAAAAAUACAUAGAUGUCACUGUAUUCGGUAAAUGUAGUGGCCGUCGGUGCUCGAAAGAGUGUGAUAAACGAGCAGUCGCGGAACACAAAUUUUACUUGUCAUUCGAAAAUAGCGUAUGUCGAGAUUAUAUUACCGAAAAAAUGUAUGACCGUAUUGGCAACUUAUUACCAGUUGUUUUAAGACGGUCCACCUACAAGGGCAUUAUUCCAGAUGAAGCUUUUAUUGCAGCUGACGAUUUCAAUUGUCCAAAAGACCUAGCUAAUUAUUUAAAUUAUUUGAGCAGUAAUUACACAGCAUUUUCCAAGUAUUUCGAGUGGAGAAAACGUUGGAAGAUCGAAUUGAAAGUUGAGGAGUGUGAACUGUGCAGAUUUGUCCAGCUGUAUCGAGGAAAAACGAAAACCUUACCAAGCAUCAGGAAAUGGUUAUAUCACGAUUCAGACUGCAAACAUUUUUACGGCGAACAGUUAACUUGUGGUGGAUAA
Messenger RNA from Enterobius vermicularis (human pinworm), 831 nucleotides. The record is from the annotation of a GenBank genome assembly. Lineage: Eukaryota; Metazoa; Nematoda; Chromadorea; Rhabditida; Oxyuridae.